Messenger RNA from Mizuhopecten yessoensis (Yesso scallop), 3055 nucleotides. Its product is annotated as BTB/POZ domain-containing protein 6-like. Gene Ontology annotation, biological process: neurogenesis. NCBI's taxonomy places the organism in Eukaryota, Metazoa, Mollusca, Bivalvia, Pectinida, Pectinidae. The transcript is spliced from 3 exons. The record is from RefSeq and is a predicted model, not a curated record. Bases 1 to 1245 code for a protein of 414 amino acids. Gene Ontology annotation, molecular function: protein binding. Gene Ontology annotation, cellular component: cytosol.
AUGGCAUCUAACUGGCAGGACGAACUGACAUUACUGGAGAGUAUGGACUACAUGCUGACAAAUGGAAUGGACUGUGACAUCUCAUUUAAGCUGGGAAAGGCGGGGUCAGAUGUCGUCCCCGCCCACAAAUUUGUUCUGGCCAUUAGGAGCUCGAAAGACAGUACAGUGGAGAUUCCGGACGUGGAAAGUGACACAUUUAAAUGUUUUCUCCGAUAUCUGUACACGGACAAGUGUACUAUAACGGCUGACAACGUCACGGCUCUGAUGUACACAGCCAAUAAAUACAACGUAGGACGGCUGGUCAAUGAAUGCAGUCAGUUUAUGACGGACAACUUGUCCACAGCAAACGUAUGUACCAUAAUGGAGACUGCCCAUGUGUUUGACAAUCGGGACUUACGUCAGAGUUGUCUGGAGUUUAUAGAAAAACACAGUAAUGUAAUAGUGAAAGAAAAACUUCUCUCAGAUUUAGGCCAUGAAUGUCUCGGUGAUGUUCUCAGGUCGGACAAUCUCAAAGCCAGUGAAGAGGACAUCUUUACUGCUGUUCUGUCUUGGGCUGACCGUAGAUGUACCGAUAAGGAUAUAGAGGUGAACGAUUCCAAUAGGCGACACGUCCUGGGAGAUCUCCUGUACUUACUGAGGUUUCCACUGAUAAGUCAGGAGAAGUUUGUGUCAAUCUCCGAGAAGCAUGCUGAACUUUUUACAUCAGAAGAACAAAUCAUGUUAUUGAGAGGGUAUAUAACCAGUGACUUCUCAAAGACACGAUUUCAAUCUAAACAACGGGCGACGGUCGCAUGGAAGAUCGUCCACAUGCAGGACACAUGUUAUAGAUUCAAAGAUGACAAUAUAAACGGUUCAGGCUGGAUGUCUACUGAACCGGAUAUAUUACAGUUUAUGGUUUCUGAAGCAGUAGAUAUAGUAGGCCUUAUUCUCUUCGGAUGUGAAGGUGCCACAUACCACGUCCACAUAGAAAUUAUAGAGCUUUGUCAAAAGACUAACACGACAGUGAACUUAUUGCCAAAUGAAAAAACUUUCAAGGUGCUGUUCAAUAAACCUGUUACUGUGAAACCUUCUACAUACUAUACGCUAAAAGUAAGUCUAGGAAAUGGCAAAAAAGGAUACUCUGGUCGAAACGGUAUGGAAAGUGUUACAUGUAAAACCAUAGUAUUUACUUUUAAAACCGCUGCCUCAAAGAACAACUGUACCGCCGUUGAUAAAGGACAGGUAUUUGGCAUCAUUUUCGAGUAACAAUUGAUUUCCACGGAUCUACCACGUUGGCGACUUACCGAUACUUUGAUACUUUUCAUGGUAUACUAACCAUGUAAAAUUGGAUAAUACAUCACGGCGUUCAUGUUAAGUUUGAUCAAGAAACAUACAUGUGUGUCACUCUUCGUAACACCAUCGUCGUGGAUUGCAAACGUAUAUAGUGAUCCGUGUAUAAUUUGUCUUGGAACACUUACAGAUGUAGUUUUGGCGACUGAUAUACUUGUAAGUCCAUAUCUCAUACUCGAUAUUCCAUUGCUGUCUACACCCCUGAGAAAUGUCAUAAUGAAAUCGGAAGCUCAGUGUGUGCCAGGAUUAUUACGGCACGUCAGAUGUUGACGCACAUGAGUGUACCAUACCUUUGACGUCAUUUCGUUUCAGGUUUGGCGUUUGUGACAUACCGCUGGGUUUGUGAAACUCGUGUUUUCAAAGCUACUGGAAUGAAAAUAAUAAUAUAUAAAGCCCAUUUAUUUGACAUGCAUAUCCUCACGAUUUGAAUAUGACAAGUGAAUCCGAUUUUGACAAUGCUUUAGUUGCACGUGAAAGAAACGAUUUAGAAGUCAAAGAGAAGUGUGAUACAAUAACUCUACCCGUAUUAGUAUCAUUUGUAUAAAAAAACCAAUUGCUGUUUGUGUUCAAAACGAAGUUAGCAUUUACUAAACUUAAUUGUAAGACAUAAUAAAAAGAAGAAGUAUGGAAGCACAUGUUUUAAAAAAAAUACCAAAUUGAUGUACUUGAGAUUUAAAAAGAAUGCUAAUGUUUACCUAAAACGUUUCAAAUUAUAUAUCGUAAAGCGACAUAAAGAGGAAAGGUGCCUUUACAAACUAUGAAUUCAGCUACAAGGUUGAGGACUGAACAGGAAUAUUUGGGCUGCGUUUUCCGAUUUGACAAACUCUAUGCCAAGGAUGAUGACAUCUUACGAGAAGGGCUAGAGGUGAAGGACUCCAACAAACGAUACAUCCUUGGAGAUUUUACUGAGUGAGGUUUCCAUUGAUACUGCGAUCACAGAAACAAGGGAGGUUAUUCUAUCUUCAAAUGAUCACAUGUCUGUGCUUCACGGGCAGGUAUAUGGCGACAUCUCUAAGAAGACAUUUUCAUCAAUAUCAACUGAAACUCACGAUUUAUGUAAUGUUCAAUUAUCUUUAAGUAAAAAUCUUGCAUCGUAAAAAAUAAUCUGUUUUCAUUCGAAACUGAACGAGGACAGUAUAUCAAGUAGAACAGAUAUUCAGUUUCCUGUUCAGUCUCGAACAACAAGAUACAACAGCAUUUCCCUGUGUUUUCUUCUACACCUCUCUCGUUUUUAUUCCUUUUUCAUUAUUCAGCUUUAUUCCUUCCUGAAUUUUUAGUUUUGUCUGUUUGUCUUCCUGUGAUAUGGUCGUCCUUUACCUGGUGUGGACGAAUGAGCAAGAUUGAGUUUGAUAUAAUUUGCAUAAUACUUGAAAUCACAGGUAAAACGACAUUAUUUUCCAAUUUUCAAUAAGAUAUUAUUAUCUGCCUUUUUGAAUUUAUUAAUAAAAUAUCGGUCAUAAUCGAAAAAAAGUUCAAACUUAAGAUAUUAUAGAUACUUUCGAAAUCUAAAUUUAAUUUGAGAAAGGAAGCUAGCAGAAAGAGAUAUAUUGUAGGCGGAUCACUUUACAAUGUGUAUAUAUAUAUAUAUAUAAACUUGAUGAAAAGUAGGUAGUUCGCGAGCUAGUUAUGUUACAUUAACUACGUGUUACCUGAUGCAAUAAAAUUUAUUACAUUGGAAAUUUAAAUCACGUCUUGUGGGCCUUGUACCUGGCUAGUGGGGUAACAC